This is a messenger RNA of Nelumbo nucifera (sacred lotus), 2377 nucleotides long. RefSeq lists its product as uncharacterized. The record is from RefSeq and is a predicted model, not a curated record. Gene Ontology annotation, molecular function: 5'-nucleotidase activity. NCBI's taxonomy places the organism in Eukaryota, Viridiplantae, Streptophyta, Magnoliopsida, Proteales, Nelumbonaceae.
AACGGUGCCACCGUACAUUCCUGGCGCAGGUUAUCGGCGCACAACUUCACAAGCAUUCCUCUCUCCCCGCCAAAACCACGAAACACGUGGCACGAUAUCUUAACCUUACUCCCCCCUCGCCCCGCCACUGAACCCAUUACAUCUCCCGUUCCACUGCCCACUGCCAAGUCUGCAACCGAAGUAGGAUAAAAAGCGAAGCUCAUUUUGAAUCUCGUUCCCUCGAAUGUAUAUUCUCCACCUCUCUUAUGAUCGUCGUGGCUUCCUCCCUCUAUUUCCUUUCUUCUCUGAACUUAACAACAUGAAUUGAAGAUUGAAUGUCUACUUCAACAAUUGCAACAAGAGCAAGUAAAUAAGUAAUCGUGCGACGACAAUUCCAGGUACCGAUUCGCUUUAUCCACGGAGGCACACUACCCGAGAUGCGUCUUUGAAUCCAAUAUGCUGAUUCAAAAGAGACCGGUCUCCAUUUGCCUAUCUUUUCUAUCUCCCGACCUCCCCUCUCCUUCCGCCUCCCGAAUCAAAUUUAAUUCCAGCAUUCUUGGUUCUCGACUCAUUUCUGCAGCUGACGAUUCAACUCUAGGAAGACAAAGAACAAGAAUCAACAUUGGAGGAACUAAUCAAUUCUAUGCCAACUAUAUAACGGAUAGUGCCAGUUUAGAUGAUAAGAUGUCACAAUCUCAGCAUCUCAUUCCUAGUGAUGCCACUCAAGAUCAAUGUAUUUGGUCAUCCCCUGAAGGGUGCCAUGAAAUUGAUAUGGGAAAGCAUAUCUUUUGCAACAGAUCUUUGAAUAUGAAGAAUAUCGUUGCAGUUGGGUUUGAUAUGGAUUACACUUUAGCACAGUACAUGCCUGAAACUUUUGAAUCCCUUGCUUACAAUGGCACAAUCAGAAAGCUGGUUUAUGAUCUGGGAUACCCUUCAGAGUUACUGGAGUGGUCAUUUGAUUGGAAAUACAUGGUCAGGGGUUUGGUUCUUGAUAAGAAGAGAGGCAACAUAUUAAAGAUGGAUCGACACAAAUAUGUGAAGGUAGCCUACCAUGGCUUUAGAGAGAUGUCUAAGGAAGACAAGAUUGCAACUUAUGGAAACACAUUGUUACAGGAUUCAUUUGAUGAGCCUGAUUAUGCUCUUAUUGAUACUCUUUUCUCACUGGCUGAAGCUUACCUAUUUGCACAACUUGUUGACUUCAAGGAUAAUAAUCCUGGAAACGUGCCAAAUAAUGCUGACUACUCUCGACUGUACAAGGAUGUUCGAGCUGCGGUUGACUUAUGCCACCGCGAUGGAACUUUGAAGCAAAUGGUUGCAAAAGAUCCUAAGAAGUAUAUAAACGAUGAUCCUUCAAUAGUUCCCAUGCUUAAAAUGCUUAGAGAUUCUGGCCGUUCUACAUUCCUGGUGACAAACAGUUUAUGGGACUAUACACAUGUUGUGAUGAAUUUUCUUUGUGGGCACCAAACUAUGGAUGGCAGUUCUCCUUGCAGUUAUGAUUGGCUUGAAAACUUUGAUGUUGUUAUUACUGGCAGUUCAAAGCCAAGCUUUUUCAAUGAAGAAAACCGUGCAAACCUAUUUGAGGUUGAACCUGAAUCUGGGAUGCUACUUAAUACAGAUAAUGGCACUCCAAUUCCUCAGAUCGGUAACACUUCACAAACAGUACAAUCAAAAGGGUCGAGGAAGGCUUGUAGAGUUUUCCAGGGAGGGAGUGUUGCCCAUCUGCAUAAAUUGAUUUCCAUUGAAUCAAGUUCGCAGGUUCUUUAUGUUGGAGAUCACAUAUAUGGAGAUAUCUUACGCAGCAAAAAAGUUCUAGGUUGGAGAACAAUGCUUGUUGUUCCAGAGCUGGAGAGGGAGGUUGAACUCCUUUCACAGUCAAGGGAGACUCACAAGCAACUUCAAUUGUUGAGGAAAGAACGUGAUCUUGUCGAAAACAAAAUACAUCACCUUAAGUGGUCUCUCGAAUUCAAGGAUGUGAGUGUUGAUGAAAAGCAAAAGCUAUCCUCUGAACUUGAGGAAUUGGAGUCUCAAAGAGAGCAAGUUCGUCUUCAUCAUCAACAGGUUCAGCGAAGUUUUCACCAACAGUUCCACAAGGUUUGGGGACAACUCAUGAAGACGGGCUACCAGAAUUCUCGCUUUGCACAUCAGGUGGAAAGAUUUGCUUGCCUAUACAGCAGCCAGGUGACCAACUUGAGCUUAUACUCACCGGACAAAUACUACAGACCUAGUGAAGAUUUCAUGCCACAUGAAUUCGACAUUCUUACUGUGUGAACAACCUAGUUCAAUUAAAGGGAGAGAUUGGACAAUCAUUUUAAGGGGGCGCUCUUUUUUUGGAUUUUGAGAGGGGGGAAAGUUGGUCAAUGGGAUUUUGGUUCCCAUUGACCAAGAAUCCCAUGUUCUU